AUGCCUGAUGCUUUAGAUCAGUCGCCAGGAGAGGCGACGGAUUUGGUCAUUCAGCAGACUCCAAAGGCUGAGCAAGUAACAAGACGGAAUGCUGUACACAAUUCUAUUAAGGGUGGUGGACUACAGGGAAACAGCAAGAAGACUAAUCCAGUUAAGUUUAUGAGUACAGAAGAUAUUUUUCAACAGAGCUUAAAGGAUCAUGCUGUUGAUAUACAAUCUGAUUCGGCCAUAAGCGAUAAUAUUCAAGAAAUGUACAAUAGGAGGACCCCAGAUUUAAAUAAGAUAGCCAAUUUCUUUAAAAAUAAUAAAUCUCCAGGUAAACAAAAUUUGAUGACUAAAUUCCAAAAUGCUGAUAUUGAAGAUACACCUCCAAAUGAAAGAAUACAGGGAUUGCCUCAUAAGCUGGCAGAGUCAGAAAAUGAACCUGAUAACUCUCGCCAUUCUCAGGAGGAUGAGCCUGCAAUGGAGGACAAUGCAAGUAACACAUCUUUCCAAUAUGAUACAAUUUUGGAUAAUAACAACAUUGACGAAACGUUUGUAUCGAGAGAAUUGAAUGCUUCUGCCAGGGCGGAUAUCAUGCGGUCGAAUGCGUCAUCUUCAGAGAAAAUCGGUCAAAAAGCUUCAGAAUAUUCAUAUAAAGGUCAUAGCAAUGGCUUAUUUCAAGAGAGCCCCGAGGUCUUGCUAUCAACUACAUCAGUAGUGAGAACAGGUAACCUAGAUGCUAAAAAUCUAGGUAAUUAUAGGGACGUUCCAGGCGGGGAAUCUAAGAAGGAGGAUAUUGAUAGUAGUUUCGAAGAAAAUAAGGAGCUUAGUACCGAGAUGAACAAAGAAACAAAUUUCCGAAAGGUCAGUGUUCAUAGAUCUAUUAACGACCCACCAAACUUUUUAGGUGCAAGAGAUUAUGAAGGGGAUUUAUCUCAUGGAAGCAAUGAGACACCUUUUGAUUACUCAUUUGUCAAUAAUACUACGGAUGGAAGUAUAACUACCAAGUGGAUUUUUCGGCCUGAAGAUGAUUUGACAGGAAUAGGAAGUAAUAAAUCUACCCAGGUAAUAAAUUCGUCCAAGACACAAGAAAUACAACAUUCUUCAAACGACAUGGACUCAACCCAACCAAUUCUUAGCAUACCCGCACAUGAAUCUUUAGAAGAGAGAGUAAAAACUGAACAAGUUACUCAAUCUGUCAAUUUAAUGAACACACAACCACUUUUGAAUCAAAGUAUGAAUAAGGAAAUUUUGAACUCUCAAAUAAUAACGUCUCCUGAAUAUCGACAAGUCAAAAACGAUCCGAAGUUGUUCUUAACUGAAAAGCCUUUAAAUAGUACCGCAAUUGUAGAUGAAAAAGAAACCUCCCCGGCUUCACAAACUCUGCCUGACAUCUUAUUCAAUAAGGACACAUCUUCUCCAACCCCUGCAGGUCGAACCUAUGAUUCUGGCAAUCGUGUUUAUCUGCAAGUUUCUGGUAAACCUAAAUUGCAUCCGAUAAGUGAUUCUUCCAACGAAAUGACCGAUGAAAAUGAUUCAGCAAUAGCGAGCGACAUUGAUGCAACACAGGAGCUGCCAGAUGUAGAUAUGGAGGCCGACGACUCACAAAAGAUUGUAAUUAAUAAACGGCUCACGAAAAGAACUUUUGGUACUCUUCAACUUAGUGAUAACGAAGAAGAGGGAACAAACAAUAUUGUAAAAAAGGAGCCAGAAAAUGGUGCAGACCAGCCAAAGUUUCCCAAUGAAAUAAGAUAUACAGAUGAAGAUUACAUCUCCAAAAAUGAAAUUAUUUUUGAAGACGCGAUAUGGUGUCAAUACAAUCUGGAUUUAAAGUACUAUCCUGCAUUACUAUUAUCUAUUUUAGAAAAAGAUCGAAGUACGUGCCGUGUCUUAUUUGAAACAGGCGAGUCAAAUUCAAAAGUCGAUGAUAUAUACAAUUUGGAUAUUAAAGUCGGCGAUGUUGUUAGCCUCAGUGGAUACGAUUAUGAAGUUAUUGCACUUGAAUGUCAAACGCACGAACCUUUCAUUAUAAGGUGUAUAAGAGGAUAUGAUACAGUGCAUUUAAGAAAGAAAAAUGCCAAUGGUACAUUGCAAAAGAAAGUUUUCAUAAAACCAUUAUCUAGUAUUUGUUUGGAACCAUCAGAAUGGAUAAAACGUUCUCACAUUAUUUUAGAUGAAGAGAAUCAAUUCAAUAAGAAAAGAGCAAACGAAUACUUGAGACAACCAAUUAGAGGAAGAAAAACCACUUAUCAAUCUCCACAAAAGAAGCUUUAUGAAGAGAAUGAAAAUGGUUUGACCAACACGCACUACGCUAGGAAUACCAUAGAUGACCAAGCGCUUAAGAAGGAGGGGGAGGACGAAGCUGCAGAUCUUGCUUUGUCACAUAUGCAAGAAAGAACAAAAACGCCUUCAAAAUUAUUGGCAGAACCUUCUGGCUCUAUAACGCUGAAAAACAGUAGUUCUCCCAAACCCAUUAUCCCUACUACCGAGAAACGUGAAGUCUUUGCUAAAUGCCUGUUUGUUUUAACUACUGUGUCAGAAAAUAAAAAUAAAUUAAGUGAGAUGAUAAAAUCUCUUGGUGGCGAUGUGAUAGAGGAAGACCUGAGUAGUCUUUUUGAGACAAACUGCGAGCUUAUACAUCAUUUUCAGAAGUUGAAUAUCUACUCACUGAAAUUGGCCUUCAUGGGUGAUAAAGACUAUUCAACUUAUAACUUUGCCUGCGUCAUCAGCAAAAAGUACUCUAGGAGCGUUAAGUAUAUAGAGGCAUUAGCCUUGGGUUGGCCAACAUUACAUUGGAAAUUCAUCGAGGAUUGCUACACUAAAAAUAAAUUUCUUUCUGAUUCAAUUUACCAGUAUCUUUUACCUUCAGGUGAAAGCAUUAGACUUGGUUCGGAUGGAAAAAAGAAAACUGCGGUACUAAAGUCAAAUAAUAUCUUCAACUUUUAUAGAAACUUAUUAAAUGGGUACAAGUUGAGCUCACAGUUGAAUUGUGUAACAACAUCUCUAGUUGGGUAUUUUGUUGUUUUGUGUGGUUCGUCAUCUUUAGAUAAUUUUUUGAAGUUUUGUUUCGCAUCUUUAGGAGUGGGAAAGAUUUGUCAAAUAUCGAACUUAGACGAGCUUAUAAAAGACUCAAAUGUUAUAGAAAAACUACUCAGACUUUGUGAACAGACUCAGAAUAAGCUAUUAAUCUAUUUAAAUUAUGAGGAGUCAAAUAAUCUUAGACGCUGCAGGGAAGUAAAGGAGGAAUUAUUAUCAUCAUUUCCACCAACUAGAGUUUCUUUCGAAGUUGAAUCGAAAGAAUGGUUAAUACAAUCCAUCAUCAGUGAGUCUUCUGGUUUUGACUAG
Messenger RNA from Kazachstania africana CBS 2517, 3327 nucleotides. RefSeq names its product chromatin-binding protein RAD9 (gene RAD9). The record is from RefSeq and is a predicted model, not a curated record. The transcript has a single exon. Gene Ontology annotation, cellular component: nucleus. Lineage: Eukaryota; Fungi; Ascomycota; Saccharomycetes; Saccharomycetales; Saccharomycetaceae. Bases 1 to 3327 code for a protein of 1108 amino acids. Gene Ontology annotation, molecular function: histone binding. Gene Ontology annotation, biological process: DNA damage checkpoint signaling; positive regulation of transcription by RNA polymerase II.